Rotaria sp. Silwood1 is the source of this 324-nucleotide messenger RNA. Lineage: Eukaryota; Metazoa; Rotifera; Eurotatoria; Philodinida; Philodinidae. The record is from the annotation of a GenBank genome assembly.
AUGUAUCUUAAAUUAGACUUGUUAUUACCUAUUUCAAGUCUUUCAACUGGUUUAUGUCGAAAAACCUCAACACUAACUGAUAGUGUAACAAAAUCAAAAUUUGAUAAUAAUUAUGCUUGUGGUGAAAGUCUUAUUGAUGGUAUUAAACGUGCUAUAGAUAUCAUGAUUGGAGGAAAAGUAAUAGUACUUAUUGGAUAUGUUAUUGUUACUGAAAUCGAUCCAAUUUGUGCUUUACAAGCUGUUAUGGAUGGUUAUCAAGUAACAACAAUGGCUGAAGCUUGUAAAAUCACAAUAGUUAUACAAUCGUUCAAAGAGUAUCAAUAG